AUGGGAAACACAGAUAGUUUACCAGUCAUAUCACAAGCAAAAAGUGCUGUACAAGCGAUAGCUGGAGAUACCGAAGGAGCACGACAGACACAACUUAACUUUGUGAAAGGAUGCCCUGUUAUAUCCCAGGGAGUAGCUUUGGGAGCACUUAUUGCUGGUGACACUGAAUAUGCGAAAGAGACUCAAAUAUAUUUUGUAAAAAACGCAUCGAACGUUAUUGAUUCAGUUCCAGUUGUUGGCCAUAUCAAAGGUGCUAUUCAUUAUGCUUGCAAUGACAGAGAAGGGGGAGACAACGCCAUGAAAGCAGCAUCACGCACUGUUGGAGUUGCUGCUGGUGGCAUUGGUGGGUUUGUAGUUGGUGGUCCUAUCGGUGCUGUUGCAGGAGGUAUAGGUGGAGGAGCAGUAAUGGAUGGAAUUAUUUCAGGUGCUGAUUCAGCAAUUCAUGGUGAGAAGCGCUUGUAUGGACAUAUUAACUCACUUGACAGGGCGAUCGAUGGCAAAAUAACAGCUGGUGAAGCCUUCGAUUGGGCUCUUACACCUGUCUUCGAUGGACUCACCGGGUAUGGUUAUGGCAGAGCCUAUAGAAAUUUAACCGCAAACAGAGCUGAAUACAAUCAAUUGAAAAAAACCAUUCGACAAGCAAUUGAAGAUGGCAAAUUAGAACUGAAAGAUGGACAAACAGCAGGUGAUUUAGCAAGGCAGAUUCAACAGGCAGCACGAGAACUGAAGAAAGCAGUGACGGACGCUGGCCCUCAGAAAGUGACAAAAACGACUGGUACAAUGAUCAUCGAUGUCGAAGGCAAUGUACACACUGGAUAUUCAUUUCGUCUUCGACAAGCAUUGAAUAUCGAUGCGUUUGAAGGUGGCCCUUCAACUACGGAACAGAUAUUGAACGAACAAUAUCCUGGACGUGUACCUAAAAUUCGUGGUGCAGCAGCAGGUCAACCACAAUGUGCUGAACAUCAUGCACUACAUCAGUUUCAUAGAGCCAAUGGAAAUCAUGCUGUUCCAAAAAUGACGAUUACAAUUCAAUACGAUGGAACAAACUUUCAAGCAAUUCCUCGUUGUGAUAAUUGUAUGAAAAUUGGAAAAUCAAUUCCAAUGGGCAAUGUUGUGACAGAUGCUCUCGAUGGCACCAACAUACCAGUGGAAAACAUCAUAAAUAAAGCGUGCUUGGACGCGCUCAUGGCUGAAUGUAUCGACUUGUGUGAUUGUGACAAUCCGCACGAGCAUGAUGAGUAA
Molecule: messenger RNA, 1242 nt
Organism: Rotaria sp. Silwood2
Lineage: Eukaryota; Metazoa; Rotifera; Eurotatoria; Philodinida; Philodinidae
Source: the annotation of a GenBank genome assembly